Messenger RNA from Neoarius graeffei (lesser salmon catfish), 4117 nucleotides. It is a transcript of the gene cers4a, whose product is annotated as ceramide synthase 4a. Gene Ontology annotation, biological process: ceramide biosynthetic process. Gene Ontology annotation, molecular function: DNA binding; sphingosine N-acyltransferase activity. Gene Ontology annotation, cellular component: membrane. The coding region runs from base 358 to 1569 and encodes 403 amino acids. The record is from RefSeq and is a predicted model, not a curated record. The transcript is spliced from 11 exons. NCBI's taxonomy places the organism in Eukaryota, Metazoa, Chordata, Actinopteri, Siluriformes, Ariidae.
AUUCCAUCGUCCCAAGCCUCUCUCUCUCUCUCUCUCUCCCUCUGACACACACACACACACACACACAGAGUAUUUUAUUCAUUUUAUUCUGUUUUAUUUUGAAUAUUAAUAUUAUUUAUUUCGUGUAUUUGGCACCUGAAAGUCCGUCACUCGGCGCGCGCGCGUCUGUCGCAAACGUUCCUUCCGGUCUCCGGACAGAAUGCCGGUUAUUCUUCGGUGAAAUCAGCGCUGAGAGUCUCGGACCGCAACAGAUACAACGGGAAUAAAACCCGAGAGGAAGCGGGCACUUAUUAAGCGUGAAUAAUUCCGCCUGCUCUGUUUUUGUCUCCUUCAUCAGCGCACCGAAGCGCGGACAGAAUGGAGAAGCUGCUGAAUCAGUGGUUUUGGUCAAAGGAGUUCUGGCUUCCUCCAGCUGUUACAUGGCAUGACAUUGAAGGAAGCACAACGAGGGGCAGUCGCUAUCCUCAUCCUCAUGACCUCCUUGUCUCUCUUCCUCUGGCGCUGGGGUUCAUCGCUGUCCGCUUUGCUUUCGAAAGGGUGGUGGCUCUGCCCCUAAGUAGGAAGUUGGGAGUGUUUGACAGGGCGCAGGUCCAAGUGCUGCCCAACCCCAUACUGGAGGCUUUUUACAUGCAGAGGAAGAAACACUUUACGCAGAGCGAGCUCACGGGCCUGGAGAAGCAUUGCGGCCUCACACUGCGUCAGAUUCAGAACUGGCUCAGGUUUCGCCGCAACCAAGACAAGCCAAGCAACACCAAGAAGUUCUGCGAAGCUUCGUGGAGGUUUGUUUUCUACCUCAUCGCAUUCACAGCAGGACUCACCUUCUUGAUUGAUACAGCUUGGUUUUGGGACCAACGUGAGUGCUGGUGUGGAUACCCCAAACAACCUGUGGCUGAGUCGCACUACUGGUACUACAUUCUGGAGCUCAGCUUCUACUGGUCAUUGCUGCUGUGUGUCUCCGUGGACGUCAAACGCAAAGACUUCAAGGAGCAGAUCAUCCAUCACAUUGCCACCAUCUCAUUGAUUAGUUUCUCCUACUGCGCCAAUUUCAUACGGGUCGGAACAGUUGUGAUGCUGCUACACGACUCAUCUGACUUCCUGUUGGAGUCUGCUAAGAUGUUUAACUACGCCGGCUGGAAGACGACGUGUGACAGCCUGUUUGUUGUUUUUGCUGUGGUUUUCCUGGUAACUCGCCUUUUUGUUUUUCCGAGCAGGGUGCUUUACUCCACUUUUGUGGAGUCACUGGAUUUCUUCAAGCCAUUCCCUGCUUAUUACUUCUUCAAUGGCCUCCUGCUGGUGCUGCAGGCACUGCACAUUUUCUGGGCUUAUCUCAUUCUGCGGAUGCUCUACAAAUUCAUCUUCUUGGGCAAAGUGGAGAGGGAUGAGCGGAGCGAUGACGAGAGCGAUGUAGAGGAGGAGAGAGAGGACAAUGGCAUGGAGGAAGUGUGUUGCUGGGAGCAGAGCAAGGGAACCAUCAACUCCAAGCUUGCCUCGCUGGCUGACAACUGUGUCCUCAACAAUCUGACCCAUCAGAGGAGACACAUGAACAGCAGAUUGCCCAAAGCCAGAUAGUAUUCCUCCUCCACUUCACUGUUAAUGUUUAGUACAAGCCAUUCUUGCAUAAAACACCACAUAAGAGCAUUUUAUACCCUGUUUUAACCCAAGGAAUAAGACAGGAAUUUAUUCUUGUAAUCUGUUCAUUUCUCAUGAAAGGUACACAGUAGCAGUCUUUACUAUGUUUUAAAAGGAUACGCCAAGUCUUUUAACCUCAUGUCUAUCCAUUGCAUCUGAAGAGUAUGUGCAUUUUUUCCCUGUAUGAAGAAAAGAACCAAACCCUUAUUGGUUCAAAACUCGUAUAUAAUGGAAGUUUCAGGCAGUUGUUGAAACGUUUCAAUAUAUUUAAAAAGUGUGAAUUGAUAAUGUAAAUUAAACACUACAACCUUUACACAGUACAGGUUUUAGGAUGAGGCACAUGAUAGUGUUAUUCAAGACUGGAGCAUUCAUCCUUUUUUUUUUUUUUUUCUUCUCAGUACAGGAAAACUGUAAAAUACUGAUCUCUGGUCUCCUCCAUGACACUUAGAACACACAUGCAGUUGGCAGUAGGUAGAGUAAAAACACUGGCGUAUUUGCUUAAGCAUUCUAAAUGUUUUGGCAUUACAACUCAGUAUAAACAGGAGUAUUAAUUUGGAAAUAUAUAUCCAAUGUAUGGAAUGCAUUACAUUCCUAGCAAGAAAUAAUGGCAUUUAGAAAAAUGUAGGAACAAGUAUAACCCUACAGUUUAGUCAAACCUCAGAAAAUCUUUGCAUAUAACUUUCAUGUUGUUUAGUUCUAUGUUCCUAAUGAUUCAGUGUUAUAAUGUAGGAAAGACAGAUUGCAGUUAGUUAGCUUUGUCUAACGGCAGAAUAUCUUUGCACUGUUCAAUUUUCCCACUAGGGCUCACAAAAUGGCAUCAGAUUUACCUUCUUAAAGUAUAUGAUUUUCCUGCAUAUAUUAUGUGCAAGGGCGGCACGGUGGUGUAGCGGUUAGCGCUGUCACCUCACAGCAAGAAGGUCCGGGUUCGAGCCCCGUGGCUGGCGAGGGCCUUUCUGUGUGGAGGUUGCAUGUUCUCCCCGUGUCCGCGUGGGUUUCCUCCGGGUGCUCCGGUUUCCCCCACAGUCCAAAGACAUGCAGGUUAGGUUAACUGGUGACUCUAAAUUGACCGUAGGUGUGAAUGGUUGUGUGUGUCUAUGUGUCAGCCCUGUGAUGACCUGGCGACUUGUCCAGGGUGUACCCCGCCUUUCACCCGUAGUCAGCUGGGAUAGGCUCCAGCUUGCCUGCGACCCUGUAGAACAGGAUAAAGCGGCUAGAGAUGAUGAGAUGAGAUAUUAUGUUCAUAAUUUUUUUUUAUUUGAGAAGACUCAGCCCCACCUAGUGGUGGACUCAGCACUGACCUGCUUGACUCUAGGCAUCUUCCCUCUGUAAAAAAAAAAAAAUAAUAAUAAUAAUAAUAAAUUAUUGAUUUAUGAAAUCUCAGCACUUUGCACAAUGCGGACCUGAAUGCUCAGCUCAGCUCUUUCUCCAGUAGUAACUGCAGCUCAGAUUGCCUUAAGACCAAAAGGUUUAUUUUUGUGUCCACAUAAUUUGAGCAGUAUAAUUGCUCUUAAACUUUUGCUCAUCUUGGUACCAACACUAGAAAUAAUAGCAUUGACAGAUUAUUUGGACUGGACUGAUAAUUUUGCUAUUUUGCAAAAGAUUGGCUUUGGAAGCAUCUGAGAAAAAGUAGUGAAAAUAGUCGUAGAUUUGCUUUUUUGUAGCUUAGUCUGUCCCCAGCUCCAACCAGCUUUUACAGGAAGCUCAGGAGCUCAUAGGAAAUCCAUACCGACAUUUAAGCACAAUCUAAUAGGCGUCCGUAAAGGUAUAGUUUGGUCAAAAAACGUUAGCAAGGCUGGUAACAGUGACCAUGCUGUUCCAGUUUUCAUUUAAUAUGGGUCAUGUUUAGCAAUUCUGAAUGAACAAUGCCUUGGAUACUGGUGUACAGCUCCAAAAAUCAGGUACCCCAGAGCCAUUUUAUUCUGAAGUGUACUAGUAUGCCAGUGGUCACAUAAUGGCCUCCCUGAGUCCUUGAGUUAACUUUGUUUGAACGGUAUUAACAGGGAAAUUAUUUGUAUCCGGUUACCCAGUAGACAUGCACUCCUUAUUGCAGAUGCUUACUUGACUUGUCUGAUGUUAUUUGCUUGUAGUUAUUACUGAACUUUCUGCCUGUGAGCCAGUGUCUGCAGGGCCUUGUACUUAUGAAAUGUCUCAAGAGUAUAAAUGCUGGUCUGGGGUCAGUUUUGCCUUUAAUGACCUAACAGUAGGUGCUGGUCCUGGAUCAUUCUCUGAGAGGAUUGACUUGCAUGGGCCCUUGAUCUUAAAUGACUGGUCAUUUCUUCUGUAUAAAUAAUCUGCUACUACAUUCUGUAGUUGAAGCACCAACUUUGUCAAUUAUGUUGCAGUGAUACCAGAUAGGGUAUUUAUUGUUGAGUCUGUAGGGUAAAUGUAUGGCUGUAGUGGUGAUAUGCCACACCAGGUUGUUGUACAGGCUUCAGGGUAUAUUCUCUCUACUUACUUUUAAAUAAAUAAAUAAAUGCUAAAACAUCCA